AUGCAUCUCUACUUCGUCCUCACCGCCACUCUGACCUUGGCUGUUUCUACUGCCUUUGCCGGUAGUGCGACUCAGCAGUCCCUGGCCGACGUCGACUGCCUGAACCUUUGCAAAGACACCAAGGACUCCUACUCGUGCCCUCCUGACACUGAGAAAUCCCAGCUCGAUAACGUAAGCUUUGACUUCAAAGGCCUGCUCCGUGAGAAUAAUGAUUAA
Molecule: messenger RNA, 216 nt
Organism: Penicillium longicatenatum
Lineage: Eukaryota; Fungi; Ascomycota; Eurotiomycetes; Eurotiales; Aspergillaceae
Exons: 1
Coding region: 1-216 (71 amino acids)
Source: RefSeq, a predicted model, not a curated record